GUAAGAAGUAGGAAGAAGAGGAUGAGACAUCCACCAUCCUCUCUCUCUUCUCUUCUCUUCUCUUCUCAGUCACUACGGAGUACCAGCAUCACCAUCACCAUCACAGUAGCUAGUCACUGGCUUAUCUUUUCUCGUUCUUGUAGAAUUUCAGUUUCGAGUUUCCAGUUCCAGUAUCUCGGAUGCUGUGCCGAUUCCACCAGUCAUACCGAGUCACUCGCUAUACCAAGUACUACUACCAGUCUACCACUGACUACUACGCACUUUUCUUCCUCUUUUUCCCCUUUGGAUCUCGUGUUUGCCCCUCAUUUUGGCGUUGCAUGGUGCACGAUGGUGGCAUGCUAAUUACUAACUACAGUACUAGUUAAUCAAGUCUCCGUAGCACUCGAGGCUUCAAGGCGCUUGUCGCUCAUCACAUAUUACGAGCUACACUGCACAUAUCCUCCUCUCCUUCAUGUUCCUGAUCGCCAACCAAAGUUCCUCCCUGCACGAGUCCUGCACGAGUAUCUGCACCUAUACCUGGUCCUGUUCCAGUUGCAGUUCCUGUCGGCGUCGCCACCUCGUCUGCCGUGUACGAAUACCGAUUGCAAGACCGAUCUGAAAUCCUUUCCGCGGCCCCAAUCUCAAAGGGCCUGCAUGUCCCUCCCCGGUUGAAUGCCCCAUCGACCAUUCAAUUCAGCCCAGGUGUCCAGACUACUCGGUAGUCGCCUUUUUUGCCGGCCGUCGCCUCCAUCGCUAUUCUCCAUCUCCAUCUCCGUUCCCUUCCCUCGGGUCGUCAAAAGUUCUUUCAACCAACUCUUCUACGAGGUUACGAGGUGGUCAAAACUCGCACUGACCACUCACCUUUUGGCUUUUGCGGAUGGCUAUCAAUUAAACGAUUUUCCUCAACGCUUGGACCAUCUACUCCACCUCGAUCACGACGUUACCUCAUUUCUACUGAGUCAAACAUAGCAUGUCCGACUCUGACACUGGCACUGGCAUAGACACAACCGCACUCAUACCAACUGUCGUCGCUGCCGAAACCCUCGACUCGCCCAUGGAGCCCGAUUCAAAUUCCAGCCACUCCUCCGACCUAGACAGUUUCGACACUCGCUCCCUCCACGCCAGCGUGCUUGACUACCCUAUGUACUGGGGCCGACGUUACCACCGGUACAAAGAAGGCAGUUAUCUGUUUCCCAACGACGAGCAUGAAACCACCCGCCUAGACAACCAACACGAGAUUAUCAACCGCCUACACAAUCGUCUAUACUUCGCACCCCUCGACCCGGACACGACUCGCACUGUUCUCGACCUGGGCACGGGCACAGGUCAAUGGCCCAUUGAACUCGCCGACUCAAACGCCCUUCCGCACGCAACCAUUACAGGCAUCGACCUCUCGGCCGUCCAGCCCAUCGAUGUCCCGAGUAACGUGUGCUUCGAAAUUCAAGACUGCAGCGAACACGACUGGCUCCGUCCCUUCGGAAGUGUCGAUUACUGCCACGUACGCUUCCUGGCCGGCAGUCUCGUCGAUUACGAGGACAUGAUCCGCACGGCGCGCAAAUACAUCACCCCGGGGACGGGUUGGAUGGAGAUCCAAGAACUCCUCCCGACGCCCGUGUCGGACGACAACACCAUCCCGGAGAACUGGCCACUCAAGGCCUGGGACGACAAUCUCGAAUACGCGUCCACAAAGGCCCUUGACCCGCCGAGGCCCGUCCGUGUCGCGGCCGACGUGAAACCGUGGAUGGAACGGGCUGGCUUUGUCGACAUCCACGAGCAUGUAAGCAAAAUCCCGCUGGGCCCGUGGCCCAGGGACAAAAGGCUCAAGAACAUCGGUGAGUGGUGGAUGAGUAAUUGGAUGACCGGCCUGCCGGGCUUCACGUACAAACUGUUCGGUGGCGACGGCCUGCAGUGGACGAGGGAGGAGAUCGAGGUCAUGUUGGCGGAUGUGCGCAAGGCCGCGAAAGAUAAGGAUGUCCAUGCUUAUCAGCGCUAUUAUGUCGUCUAUGGGAGACGGCCGACCAAGCAGGAGGAAGAGCAGUUGCGGAGGAAUGGGUAUGGAUGAGAGUCUGGAUUUCCAUUGGAAAUUUUUCAGAGAACAUGGACCUGGACGCCUGCUGCUCCGGUCUGACUGGCUGGCUUGCUGGCUUGGGUACAUGCACCACGGCAAGGCGUGGCCGCACUCGACCACCAUUGAACAGUCUAACGUACUACCUCGAAUGCCCCGGGGAGAAGUCUCCGGCUACCGAUGGAGGUCUCUCAGACGAGGCGUCGGGAUGACCGAAUUGAAUCGAGGCUAGGCAUGUCAUGGCAUGACUUACUUCUUAUUUUCGGCCAAGAAGAGAAACAAGGGGAAAAGGAGCUUCUCCUACUUCUUUUUCGGCCAGCCUUUGGUGGUGGUGGGGAGAGGAUGAGUACCGCACUGCGUCAAAUCUGACGCCAGCCAGUCAAUGCUCGGCGCAAACAGCAAGAAACCGAACCAGAUCCAGAUACGCCCAAUAGACCAGGUAGCAAUACGGAGUACAACAGAGACAUUUAAGGGGGUGGUAAUGUAAUGAAGUUGGAUGGCACGGUUGGCUACGGAAACACGGACACGACGAUACGAAAAAGGCGUUCAUUGGAUACCCCGGCACGACCGACGAAGAGGCAAUGGGCAUAUAUACAUAUAUAUAUCGGGAUAUCUCUUUCGGACACUGGUGGCUUUACCAUGAGCCUUUCCCAAGAAGGAGGGCGGCCUAUUCACUUAGUAUACGAGUACUGUACACCCUCCAAAGGGGAGGCAAACAGCUUUGUUCACGCUAGAUCCACCAACCACGGAGACGGAAAUGAAGGUCAAGAUCAAGAGAAGUAAAGAGAAGCACGGCUGCUGGUGUGACAUACCCCCUACAAGUAGAACAAACAGGGGCAUACGGCAUGAAGCGGAGCGGCCUAUUUGUAGUCUGAUGAGGAAAGCCUGUUUGGAUCAAUCAAUUACAUUACAG
Molecule: messenger RNA, 2957 nt
Organism: Exophiala xenobiotica
Lineage: Eukaryota; Fungi; Ascomycota; Eurotiomycetes; Chaetothyriales; Herpotrichiellaceae
Exons: 1
Coding region: 950-2041 (363 amino acids)
Molecular function (GO): methyltransferase activity
Source: RefSeq, a predicted model, not a curated record